UAGGUGGCAGCACUAUUAUAAUGUCGCAUUUGUAAACUUGUGAUUUUAUUUCAAUUAAAUAUUGGUUAAGAUUAUAUAAUUGUUCUUGAUAAAAUAUGAAGAUCACUAAUAAUUAAAAACUAUUUCUUGUCUCAAUAUGAGUAUUUUAUUGUUAUGUCGUUUAUAUUCAAACAGUUUUUUAUUCGAUAAAAUGCCACGCGUUCUCAUUUAUAUUGUAGUCGUGUCAAUGUUGACAUAUAUUGCACAUGCGCAAGAUAUUUCUUCAACUAUAGAAAAGCAACAAAUUAGCAAGAAUCCACAUAAUAAUUCAUCUCAAAUUAAAGUAUUCGAAGAAUUAUUCAAAAAAUCAUUUGAAUAUCAACGCAAGGAACAUACCGAAGCUAUCAAACGUCUUCAAAAAAUAGAUAAUUAUGAACAUUUGUACAAAAUGAUCACAAUUCUCGGUGAAAAGAUGAUUGAAGUAAUCGAAGCAAGUAAAAUACUAAUCGAAAGUGGCGGUUUUAAUCCAGAUAAUAGAUCUUUGCCGCAAAAUAUUAGCAUACAAAAUGCAAUAUCUACUACAUUAGAAAAUACAGCAUUUUUUGGAGAUAUUCUUCUUCAUUUUCCUCAUAUUGUUCAUCGUAUACUUAAAAUACAACAAAAAUGGAAUUCAAUUGUAAAUUGGUCUUUAAAUUUCACGUAUCGAACGAAAUAUUUAUUAGAUUCGGAAACAAUUACUAAAAUUCAUUUAGCAUCUCAAGAAUUAAAUGUGAUAAAACGCAAACAAGGAUAUUUUAAUCCUUAUUGGCACUCUACUAAUCUUCAGAAAGAAAAUAACGGAAAAAUAAAAAAAAGCAAAUUAACAAAAAAAGAAAAGCAAAAAAAGAAACCACAA
Messenger RNA from Apis dorsata (giant honeybee), 874 nucleotides. Its product is annotated as coiled-coil domain-containing protein 134-like. The annotation marks the transcript as partial. Lineage: Eukaryota; Metazoa; Arthropoda; Insecta; Hymenoptera; Apidae. The record is from RefSeq and is a predicted model, not a curated record. The transcript is spliced from 3 exons.